UCAAAGAGUCCAAAUACAAAAGUGGGAGGAAUCGUAUUUGACAAUAAUGCUUGGUUUACAGGCGGCAACACAUUUUUAUUGACUUAUAGGGCCAACAUUCGACAUGAAAAUGCAUCUGAAGAAAUCUGUAGUAAUUAAUACAAUGUCAUUUGAAAAGUGAAUAGAUUAAUUCAUUUUCGUUUGAGACGUAAUAUGUCGGAAAACCGGGAUCUUAAUCUCGGGAAGACGGAAGGAAUUCAGCGUGAUACAUCUUCAAAUAAUUCAGACAGCGACGAAGAACAACAAAGGAGGCCUAUCUUGCAGCAUCGCACAGAACUAAGAAUAAUGGCAGAGAACAAUGAACAGCCAGAUAACAAUGAGAAUAGUGAAGAAACAGAAGGACAAACUCCCCCUCUGUUACGACGAGCGUCCUCAUACUACACACCCUAUCUGGAGGACAGACUCCGCAGAAAACUCAAGUUUUAUUUCAUGGGUCCACAUGAAAAGUAUAAGGCAAAGAAGAAGUGUCCAUGGAAACUGCUGUUACAGAUCCUGAAGAUUAUCAUUGUCACAAUACAGUUGGUCAUAUUUGGAUAUGAGCGAUCAGAGUUUGUCGGAUAUGUUGAGAAAAACAACUUAGCUCUGAAACACCUUUAUCUGAAUAAAUGGGACCCGAGCUACGAGACGAUGCCUUAUCCUCCAGCGACUGGGCAAUAUGCCAUCUAUGAUAUUCCAGAUCUUCUUGAUUAUAUCAACUAUGCAGUAGAACGGUUCAACAAGACAGAGGAACUUGCUCUAGGGUCAGUAAGAUUCGUUCACAACAAGGACGGCCUUAUCCACCCAAUGUCUUUCUGCAGUAUUCACUACCGUAAGGGGGAAAUCUUUGAGAACAACGACACAUAUUCCUUAGAUUCACAAACAGUCACAGAUUGCACAGAGCUGAUUCUAAACAGCGACAAGUUUGAUAUAUUAGACUAUCUGAGAAGUAAAAAUAUGACUAUAAAGUUUGACAGGAUUUUGAAAAUUGAGCUGCGGUUUCACCUAAAAUCUUACCAUUUAGAUAUUGACAAUGGCCUUAUUGCACCGGAAUGCUUCAAAGUUACAGGAAAGGUGGUGUUUGAUGACAGUUCAAGGAACGGUCAGAUGUUGAUAGAUCUAGUCACCGCUCUACAUGAAAUUGACUGCAAAGGCGAAUACUCCUUCCAAGAAGCUGAAGCACGUCAGAGGAUAGGAAAUACCAUUUUUGACAUCUUUGUUAUACUGAUCAGUGUGUUGUCCAGUGUUUUGUGUGCACGGUCAGUGAUUAGAGGUCUACAGCUACAGAAGGAGACUGUGACUUUUUUCAAGAAACGCUACAGGAAGGAUCUACCUACCUCAGACAAAUUGGAGUUUGUUAACUUUUGGUACAUAAUGAUCAUUCUCAAUGACAUUUUAUCUGUUGUUGGAUCAUCACUGAAGAUAACUAUAGAAAACAGGCAUGCAUCAAGCUCGUCGGAAAACUAUGAUCUGUGUGGACUGAUGCUGGGCACAGGAAACCUCCUGGUGUGGCUUGGAGUCUUACGAUAUAUUGGCUUCUUUAAAACAUUCAAUAUUCUUGUGAUUGUACUGAAGAAGGCUUUCCCUGAUAUCAUUAGAUUCCUCGUGUGUGCUCUCAUCAUUUAUGCUGGCUUCAUGUUUGCGGGAUGGGUCGUACUCGGCCCCUACCACAUAAAGUUCCGACAUAUAAGUACAGCAUCAGAGUGUUUAUUUUCUCUGCUUAACGGCGAUGACAUGUUUGUGACAUUCUCAGCCACCGUAACGGACAACAACCUCGUCUGGUACUACAGUAGGAUUUACCUAUAUCUGUUCAUCUUACUCUUCAUCUGCGCAGUUCUUAAUCUCUUCACUGGUGUCAUACUGGAUACCUAUGAAAUCAUUAAAGAGUAUGCUAAAGAAGAUUCAUUCCCCAAAAGUGCCUUGGACUUGUUUAUAGAGGAGUGCAGUGACCCGCCGUCGUCACAUGCAUACAGACGAGAGGAUCGUAGCUGUAAUCCAUUGUCUAGCUGUCUAUGCUGUUGUAUCAGGGGUGAUCCGGACCGACCAAACGAAUACACAAGUCUUCUGAAUUAAACAAACUAUCGCGAGACUUAUUCAUAGACAGAAUUUACCAUAUGUUUCAAGCAAUAAGCUUUUGCCUAGCUUGUAAUGAACCCAUUCAUAUACAUUAGGUUCUAUGAAUUAUCAUUAGAUAUAAUAUAUGUCCAGCCAGCCCUGUCAAUGGGUCAGAGGUCAUAUGUUGGACCCCUGGGCUUACUGUAUGUACAGGAUAAUAUGGUUUGUACAGAGGACAUU
Pecten maximus is the source of this 2310-nucleotide messenger RNA. Its product is annotated as mucolipin-3-like. Gene Ontology annotation, molecular function: NAADP-sensitive calcium-release channel activity. The record is from RefSeq and is a predicted model, not a curated record. Gene Ontology annotation, cellular component: plasma membrane; lysosomal membrane. NCBI's taxonomy places the organism in Eukaryota, Metazoa, Mollusca, Bivalvia, Pectinida, Pectinidae.